Microthlaspi erraticum is the source of this 2448-nucleotide messenger RNA. NCBI's taxonomy places the organism in Eukaryota, Viridiplantae, Streptophyta, Magnoliopsida, Brassicales, Brassicaceae. The record is from the annotation of a GenBank genome assembly.
AUGGCGAGUGUACAUCACUUGGACCACCACCAUUCUUACGCAUUCGUAUUCUUAAGCUUUCUUAUUUCAACGUCUUCCUCAACGUUAUCAUCUACAGGGAGACAUGUGCGGCUCUCGGCAAACAAGGGCACGAUUGUGUCCCCUGGUGACGGUUUCGAGCUUGGGUUGUUCAGAGGCGCUAGCGACCUCUGGUACCUUGGAACAUGGCACACGAAGGGAGAGAGAAGACCCUUUUGGGUUGCGAACAGAGACAAUCCUCUCUUCAGUCCUAGCGCAAUUCUUGAGAUCUCCAACAGUAACCUAGUCCUCCGCGAUCAACCUGGUGGUUCAGUCUGGUCGACAGGAAAUCUUAGCAGUAGAGCAGAGUUGGAGGCAGAACUCCUGUACAACGGCAACUUCGUGCUCAGAGAGGCCAACGACACAGAUAGAAUCCUGUGGCAGAGCUUCGAUUUCCCGACAGACACUCUGCUCCCGGGUAUGAAGUUGGGCUGGGAUCGCAAGAUCAAUCCCGAGAGAAGCUUGAGCAGCUGGAGGGACUAUAACGACCCGACGACGGGUUAUUUCCUCUACGGAGUUAGGCUCGGAAAUCUCCACGAGCUCUUUAUAUGGAACAUAGGUGGGUACCGUCCUGGACCGUGGUACAGAAGCGACGUCGUAACGGAAAUGAGCUACGGGGCUAUCAACAUAAUCGAUGAAGAAGACGAGUACACAAUUUCUUAUGCUAUCACGAAUAGCAGCUUCCCCUGGAUGAUUAGGUUGACGCAGGAGGGAGAUUUGUGGAAGUUUCAGUGGGAUCCAACUUCUAGAGAAUGGAAGGUUUCGCCCCAGGCACCGACCGCCGAAUGCGAUUAUUACUCCAAGUGUGGCCCCGACAGUUACUGUGACGUCAAGGAAGCGCAGAUUUGUUCUUGUAUUCAAGGGUUUAGGCCCGUUGACCAACAAGCGUGGCAAGUGAAAGAUUUUACACUCGGGUGUGAGAGGAAGAGGCCACUUACCUGCAACGAAGAUGUGUUUUUGAAUCUGACGUCGAAAAUGAAUAUGCCAGACAGUAAAAGGACUAUUGCCGUCCCAGAGAUUGGGUUGGAGGAAUGUCACAAGAGGUGUCUUGCUAAUUGUAACUGUACAGCGGUUUCUUAUACAGACACGUAUAAGCCAAGUGGGGGAUGGGGUUGCGUCAUGUGGACGGGAAAGCUCGUCGACCUUCGCUCAAUGGAGCAAGGUCAAGAUCUUUACGUUAAAAUUGCGUCUCCUGAUCUCGGAGGGAAGAACAAAAUGACUAAAUUAACAUUUGGCUUGGCUGCUGGAAUCAGCGUCUUGCUUCUUCUGAGUUUCAUCCUCCUCUGCUUAUGGAUUAGAAAGAAGAAGCGAGCAAGAGAGAUUAAACAAGCUGCUGCUCGUCCCAGGAUAAACCAACAAGACCAUCUCCCAUAUUCUCUGGAUUCGGAAACGGGAACUACGUCUAUGGACUUCGAUACCAUCUCCACGGCCACACAAAAUUUCUCUGAUUCCGCCAAGCUCGGAAGAGAGUCUCUCUCUUUCUCUCUCUCUGUACUUGACGGGCAAGAAAUCGCGGUGAAAAGACUGACCAAGACGACACGUCAAGGGAUUGAUGAUGAGUUCACCAACGAGGUGAGACUGAUCGCGCGCCUCCAACAUGUAAACCUCGUCCGCCUCGUUGGCUUCUGCGUUACCGAGCACGACAAGUUACUCGUGUACGAGUUUCUCCCAAACUCAAGCCUCGACACGUACAUCUUCGACCCAACCCGAAGCCCCAUGCUUGACUGGGCGACGAGGUUCAACAUUACCAACGGCAUUGCUCGAGGCCUUUCAUACCUCCACCAUGAUUCGCGGGUUCGAAUAAUUCAUCUUGACCUUAAACCUGGAAAUGUCUUGCUCGAUCAAGACAUGACCCCGAAGAUUUCGGAUUUUGGGUUGGCAAAGAUCCUGGCAAGGGAUGUGACGGAAGCACGCUCGACGGCUGUUGUCGGCACUUUCGGUUAUGUCUCACCAGAAUACAUGAAUCACAAGGUCUGCUCAGUUAAAUCAGAUGUCUUCAGCUUUGGGGUAAUGCUUCUUGAGAUUGUCAGUGGAAAGAAGAAAAGUAAGUUCCCUAGUCUCAACGACGGAGACGAUUUUCUCAUCCAUGUAUGGAGUCAUUUCACUCAAGGAAAAGGGCUAGAAAUUGUAGAUCCGGUCCUCAAAGACUCAUCCUCAUCAUUUCGGGCAGAUCAGGCCCUCAAAUGCGUUCAAAUUGGCCUUCUCUGUGUUCAAGAACUUCCAGAGGACAGACCAACCAUGUCGUCCGUCGUCCUUAUGCUCGAGAUUCAGAACGUGGACAUUCCGCAGCCGAAAUCGCCCGUUGAGACUGCUUCAAGUUCAUCAUCGACGACAGACCGUGAGUCUUUUACGGUGGCCCAAAUUACCAUGUCCGCUAUUCAAGCUAGGUAA